CGCGCGGGGCCGGGCGCACUUCCUCCGCCGCCGCCGUUGGCGGCCGGGGCCUAUGUACCAAUGGCUGCUGGGGGCCCUCGGCGCCCUCCUCGCCGCCGCUCGCCGCCCCCCGCCGGCCCCGGCCCCGCCGCCGCGCAAGAGGCCGCCCCCCAGCAUCCAGCCACCUGUGGAAGAUCCUGACCAGACCCGAACAAAAAAGCAAAAAUCAGAUUACGCCAUCUCUGGGCGUAAAGAGAAAGCUUCUGCUGAGGUGAAGUUGCCAGCCAAGGCAACAAGUGAACGCCAGAAGGCUUCAGUCAGCCAUGCCGCUCCAAUCGCAGAGCCUGCAGAAGAGACUCAAUACACUUCUAACCUUUCAUCUAAAAGACCAAGAGGUUCCGCGAUAGAAAUGCUACAAAUUGAUAAGAUGACUUGUGGAACCAGUACUUGCUUGAAUAAGGAAACACUAUCCCUUCCUCACAAGAAAAUUCCAUGUCAGAGCACAAGCAGGAAUGGCAAAUGCCACGUCAAACCUGCUUCAGACAGCAUCUUAACACAGAGGCCACCCAUUAAAGAGCGCGCUGUGCCAGAACCCACGCCUGCAGAAGCCGGCAAAAUGGGGAGGCUCUUCUGUACUGCUGAAGAGGAUGUUCAGCGAGGAGAAAAGGCGAAAUACAAACAGCUCUUGCAACUGGUGAAGGAGAAGCAUCCGAGAAGCUGCCCUAAUCCACAGCUGACAAGCUUCUGCAAUGUUCAAGCCCACUCCAAGGAACCAGUGAGGACUGUGAGUCACCUGGAAGAACAGAAACGUGGAGAAGUCCAUCCAUGUAUGAGACUAAGGACUGGUACCAAACGUUCAGAUGUUUGCAGCCCACAGUGGUCUCAGAGAAGCGAUAUGGCCAGGUGCUACGCACCAGCAGAAAACUCUCAUGGACAGGGAAGACCAGUGAAACAAGCCACUGCAGGGAGGCAGCAUGGAUCUGAAAUCUCAGAAGACCUGUUAUUCCGAUUGCAUCUGGCACCUGUUCUGUCCAAAAAACCAUCUGCCCUUGAUGUGGAAGAAAAGAAAUUCCCAAGCUCAGAAAAAACAGUAGAACGCUUUUCUCCACUCACAGAGGCCAUGGAGAGAGAGGUCGUUGCGGCACUCGGCAAAGGUGAUCCAGAGGAAGUUCUGAGCAGUGCCUUCAAACUAAAGGUCACUCGUGAGGACAUCCGCACACUGAGGAGCCUCCGCUGGCUAAAUGAUGAGGUCAUUAAUUUCUACAUGUGUCUUCUGGUGGAAAGAAAUAAGAAGGAAGGGUAUCCAGCAGUCCAUGCUUUUAGUACUUUCUUUUAUACCAAACUAAUUUCUGAGGGCUACAAAGCGGUAAGAAGAUGGACCAGAGGUGUGGAUCUCUUCAAGCAGGACCUCAUCUUAGUGCCCAUUCACCUGAGAGUGCACUGGGCACUAGUGGUCAUAGAUGUCCGAAAGAAGACCAUCAAAUACUUUGACUCCAUGGGACAAAAAGGGGACAAGAUUUGUGAAGCUUUGUUCCAAUACCUGCAAGAAGAAAGCCGAGAAAAAAGAAACCUGGAGCUGACUGUUUCAGAGUGGACUCUUCACAGCAUGGAGUCACGUGAAAUCCCUCAACAGUUGAAUGGAAGUGACUGCGGAGUUUUUAUGUGCAAAUACGCAGAUUAUAUCUCCAGAGACAAACCGAUAACCUUUACAGAGAAUCACAUGCCUUACUUCCGCAAGAAGAUGGUAUGGGAAAUAAUCCAUCAGCAGCUGCUGAGAGACAUGCACUAUUAGAGUAACACUGUGAUCACCUUGGGGUGACUAACUCCUAUUUUAGUUACUUUUCUAAUACUUUAUUUGAAAAGGCAGCAGGCACACAAAUUUUUCCUCUUUAGGCUACGAAGCAGUGGUUAAGUUGGCUUUGGGUUUGUUUUUUUCUUUUGUUUUGUUUUUUGUUUUGUUUUUGUUUUUUUUUUUUUCCCCGAUUUUGGAGACAGUAACUCUCUUUGAAAUUAGCUAACGCGCCUCAAGAGCAAGCCAGAAAGAUUGCUGUGACCCCGCCAAGGGAACGGUUAAGAACAAACGCUGUGAACCUCUGCCACCGGGAGGGAUGCUUGUACCCCGCCGCACGCACAAACGGGGCUCUCGUCUGUGGUGGUCAUCACAGCUGUGUUGGCUGAACUCACCUUCCCAAGGACGAGGUGCUCAGCUGCUGUUUCCUCAAGGAGAGUCUCCUUCUGUUUCUGGAAUAUCUACGAUCUACUUGAUUCCUAAAACUGGAUUUGUGAUGACCAUAGAAGGAAAGCGUUUAUCAUCUUUUGAUUUGUAACAAAUCCAUAGUGAAGCCCCCGUAGUUGGGGUUGGUUUAUGUUUCGUUGCUUUUUUUUGUGUUGUUUUUGUUUGUUUGUUUGUUUUGUUUUGUUUGUUUUUUUUUUUCCUGUCUCCAGGGAGUUAUCUAAUGUGAAGAGAGAAGUAUUUAUUUCUUUUUAUUAAAAUAAAUAUGUAACUUAUAUAAAGAGCCUUACUGGAAUGGAAUUCUACCUGGUAAUGAAAUAGAGUGAUUUUUUUAAUUGAAAAAAAGUUCAGUGUAUCAGUGUGUUUUUUUUUACCUCGCCUACAAUCCGCAAGGAAGAGGACUGCAGCCAGGAUGAGUAUCAGAGCACGAAAGCCUCCAAGCGGUUGUCGCGAUAUCCCGAAGGGGCAGUCAGGAGGUCGUGCAGCGGUGAGAUGAGCAAGCAGGAGCCCAGUAAAACCUAAGAGGGGAGAUUUCUCUUUUUGGGGGGGGGGAACCCAGCAGACUUCUCAGUGAGCCAACCAAAGCCUGUGUGUGCGGCUGGGUGUACUGGGACCUGUCUCCACGCAGUGUGGCGGUGCACGGCGGCGGAAGCUGCUUUAUUGCUGCCUCAUUGCCCCAGUGCCACAGGUGCUGCCUCCACGCCUCCGCAGAAGGAAGAACUCACGUGAACUCUCAGACCAAGCUACCUUAGUUUAAACAUGGUGUUUUCCCCUUUCUUUUCUUUCUGUUUGUUUUCUUUCAGGUUAUAGUCCAGAACUGGAGUAGGAUUUCAGACCUGCCGUUUACCAUCCCGGAGGAAAGAUUGCCCCGUAGCCGGUUCGGAAGCCACGAGUUGGAAUGCUUGGAUAAAUAACCACGUCGGGUUGUUUCUGCAAUGGCACAGUUCCCAUAAUGUAAGGUGGUUCCUGGCUGGUGACAAGGUCUGCCCUCUCUUCAGCUUUAUAAAAUGGUGAUUUUGGGGGCCAUCCCCUCUGUCGUCGUGGGUGCGGUCAGCCUUCACGGUGCUGCGCCUUUGCCUGAAGAUCUGCUGCCCUGGGAAAGCUGAUGCAGUGCUUGAUCUGCGUUCAGGGCUCAGCAGCUGCACCGGUCUUUGCUUUCAAACUGAUUAGCUUAAUCCGUCCACAAAAUCAGAGGAGGUUCUCCAAAGAGAACUCUUACAAAGGCAAUCUGUCGUGCUGUGCGCUCACAUGAGAUAGAAUCUUCCCUGGAUCCCCGAGGACUCGGAAGAUUUUACCUGUUUAUUAACACCAGGACCCAGGAGCUGAAUGCUGUAAGUAUCCUUUCCCUUCAGCUUCAGUUCUCGCCGUUUGGGGGGAUGCAAUUAGAGGCCGACCCUACGGUCUGCUGAUUGUGAAAGCAGAAUUUUUCUUUCGGGGGGGGGGGGGGGGGGGGGGAAGAAAACCAACAACAAAACCACGCCUGCAGAGGACCUCGUGGCAAAAGGAUGCUUUCCAGGUCCCUGUGCGUGCCCCUUAAGCAGAGGGGGGGGCUCGGACGGUGCCGCUGCCAUCAACAGCUCACCUGGACGUGCAGCCAGCGGGUGCCUUCCCCUCCUCUACACAAACCAAAAAGCAUUUUUGGGGUGUUAAACCCUGCGGGGGGGGGGGAUACCCGCAGGGAUCGCUGCCGGUCUCUUAGCAGUGCCUGUGUGUUUGUGGCUGCUGAAAGCCUCCUUGAGGGAGGUGGUGGGGAAAUUGCAGGCCCCCCAGCCUCCCCUCCGCGUUCGGGGUGGUCGCCUGGGCUCUGGCCUUUCAGCUGCGUUCGGUUCGUCACGUCCCUACAAGGUGCUCUGAGAACAGCCUGGGGGGGGGGGGGGGGAGCCAUAGGGUGGGGACUGUGGUGCGCUGGCUGAUCAGUCGUGUGUGGGAUCCGGGCCUCGAAUCUCGUUAGUAAAUGACCUUUUUGGGGGGUGAGGAGCUCGUGCUUUUGUGCUGCUGGGAGAACACGUGUAGAGCGUGAGUAACUCUGCGUCUCCCGGCUGCUGCCCUGGGCCGGGGAGGAGGGGGAGAGGCAGGGGGGGCAGGGAUGCUUGGCAUCGUGCUCCCCACACCCGUGAUUCUGUCUGCUCCGUGCCGUGGACCCGACCCCCAGGACGGGCGUGGGGGGGGGCUCAGCCAGACCGGGGGUCAGGCCGAGCCUCACGGGGCAGGGGGCUACCCCAGAGCCCUGUCAUUCCUCACCGCCUGGGGCUGGGGGGGACAGCGACCGCAAAAACCGAUGUUCUUUUUCGUGCUGUAGGUGGGAAAGGAAGGGUUUGGCUUUUUUUUUUUUUAAUUAUUUUCUUUUAUUCCCUACCCCCCCCUCCCUUUGCUCCCCGUACCUUUCCAAAACAGAACGGCGUGCCAAAGUGACGCGGUUGGUGUUCCGCGUGGCAGCCCGGCCCCGGUGGGCUGGGGGGAGGGAAGGAGAGCAGCCCUGGGGGUUCCCCCAGCGUGCCACCCAUCAGCACCCCGUGCCACGUCCAGGCGCAGCCCUACCCACGCCAGCUUUCCACACGCGGGGCAGCCAAGCCCCGUUUUGAUCCAUCCCCCAUUCUGUGUUGCCCCUCUACCCACCCCAGAGGCGGCUGGUGGCACGACGGAGCUUUUGGCCAGCUAGAAAAGCAGCCACGGGGAGACGGGGAGGGCCCCCCCCCGGCCUCCUCCCCGAGCUUUCCAGCUACAUGAGCAUCGUUAGCGCGCCAGGAAUCACGGCAGCAUCGCUUUGGCUUUGCUAAUUAACCGCCGAGAGGCACGGCCCCUGCUCCCGGGUGGGGGAGAGGCAGCUUCGCCCCGGCGACACCUCCCCGAGUGACCGGGUAAAGCGACGCCCGGCAAUGCCUGCAAACAUCCUCCCUCAAAAAAGCAAAAAAAUAAACAACAAAACACCAUCCACACCCCCCCCCCUCCUCGGGCUGCCCAGUGCUUGAGGCGACUAAAUGGGGGUGACCACGAGGGAACCCCCCGGCCCCAAGCCCAGCUUGGCCGUGACCAGUGCAGGGCACUCGAAAGAAAGCAACGGAUAGCAAGCUCAGGCUCUUGUUAGCUGGAUAUAUUUCUCUUCUUUUUUUUUUUUUUUUUUUUUUUUUUUUUUGUUGUUGUUGUUGUCGUCGUCGGGUUGGUUUUUCACAGAACACGUCGCAGUAGAGGAAAACGUGGCGUGGCAGCCCGUGGGCCCAGCGCUGGCACCUCACCCCGGCGCAGGACCCGCCGGCAGCACGCUGCGCCCAUCGCGAUUCACCGCUUUCAUUUGCUGGGGUUUGGUUUUGUUUUGUUUUUUUGUUUUUUUUUUCUGCCUUUUUAUUUUUAUGGUUGGGUUUCUGUUGGUUGGUGGUUUGUUGUUUUUUUGUUUUGUUUUGGUUUUUUUUUCUUUUUUUUUUUUUUUCUUUUUCAACAUUUCUCAAGCUUUCUCCGAAGGAAUGGCCACUGGCUCUCAGCUAGCACAAGGAGACUACGGAAGAGCUCUGGGACACGUGGGAUGGUUUCCUUCUCCUGCCUCGCAGCUGACUUGGUCGAGAUCGUUUUCCAACUCAUUUUUUAUUAAAAAAAUAAAAAAAUGCUCCAACUAUCAGUUUUACAAGGCAUACAAAAUCUCUAAAAGGGAAACACAAGCGCAAGGUGCUGAGGUACGAAAACCUGAGGUAGUUUUUGUGUGUGGGUGUAUGCAUGUGUUGUGUGGGGUGGUUGUUUUAGUUUUUGAAUUUGGAAAAAAAUUUUGCUGGUUGUUCUUCCAACCUCUUGUAAAUCUGUUGGGGUUUUUUGGUUGGGGUUUUUUUUGUUGGUUCCCCCCCCCCCCUCCCUUAUCCCCUCCUGUCCCUGCAAGAGGGAUCUUUCCCCAAAGCUCCGUGCCCAAAGCGGGCAGGGCUGGUGCUGCCCGUCCUUUCCCAGGGAUGGGAGUGCUGAGCAGGGCUGGGUCGGGCAGCGAUGGGGAGACAGAGGGGACAGACAGACAGCUGGAAAGGGGGGACAGAACAGAUGCAAACCCCAGUUUUGGACUCGGUGAAGCAAAGAAGAAAGGGCGUGUGAAAGAGAGAUUCUUCUUUUAGGAGACGGUAUCCCUUCUGUUGGCUCAUACAGGCACUGCUCUUCUCAAAGCCCUUAAGAAAUUGCUUUUUAACACUCAUUUAAUUUUAUUUUUUUUUCUUUUCCCCUGCUGGCAAUCCUACAUCUCUGCUCUACUGUGCAUUUAGAGAACCAACAGUCUAGCUCGUUUCCUUAAAACUCUAGAAAAGCCUGCUUUUGCUAAAAAAAAAAAACAAAACACCCCCCCCCUCCCCGACCCCUUUGAAAUUAAAACCAAACGAACAAAAAAAAAAAAAAAUUCUUAAAAAUUUUAAAAAUCGGCGUUAGUUUCAUUAUCGAUAUAUUAAUUCUAAAAUGGCUGAGUGCCGCGCUGUGCGCCGCAGCCCCCCCCACGCCGGGCGAGCUCCUCCGGCCGUGCCUGGAUGAAACAGGUGGCUUUUAGGAAAUUAAAAAGAAGGAAAACAAAACCGAAAAAAAAAAAAAAAAAAACAAACAA
Molecule: messenger RNA, 6770 nt
Organism: Tyto alba (common barn owl)
Lineage: Eukaryota; Metazoa; Chordata; Aves; Strigiformes; Tytonidae
Gene: SENP2
Product: SUMO specific peptidase 2
Exons: 17
Coding region: 53-1771 (572 amino acids)
Biological process (GO): protein desumoylation
Cellular component (GO): nucleus
Molecular function (GO): deSUMOylase activity
Source: RefSeq, a predicted model, not a curated record